AUGUCGGACGAUGACGAUUUCAUGCAGGCCUCUGAUGAGGAGAAGUAAGUCAGCCUAUAUGUUACCUGCUAGACCGGCACUGAUGAGUUUCGUAGCUAUGACUUCGAGUACGAAGACGACGAUGAUGCGGACCAGGGCGAUGAUGUCGAUGUGGAAAACAAGUACUACAACGCCAAACAAAUGAAGACAGACAACCCAGAGGAGGCGAUCGAGGAGUUCUUAGGCGUGCCGGCGCUGGAAGAAGAGAAGGGCGAUUGGGGGUUCAAAGGUCUGAAGCAGGCCAUCAAGUUGGAGUUCAAGCUGGGUCGCUACAACGAUGUCAGUAUUGGGAGACCCAUCUCGUGGACAGUACAACUGACGGUGGUGACAGGCCGUCAAACACUAUACGGAGCUUCUGACGUACGUCAAGUCCGCUGUAACUCGGAACUACUCGGAGAAAUCGAUCAAUAAUAUGCUUGACUUCAUCGAGAAGAAUGCGGAGGAUGCAGCUGCCAACGAGUGUAUGGAGCACUUCUACUCCAAGACACUCGAAUCCUUCCAGGCCACAAACAACGAGCGGUUAUGGCUCUCGACCAACACGAAGCUUGCACGUCUCUACCUCGCUCAAAAGGACUACGAACGUCUCACCGAGAAAGUCCGCGAACUGCACAAGGCAUGCCAGAAAGAAGACGGCACCGACGACCCAAGUAAAGGGACCUACUCCAUGGAAGCAUAUGCACUCGAGAUUCAAAUGUACGCUGAGACUAGGAAUAACAAGCGGCUGAAGGUAUGGCAAAUUCUCUUACGUGAAAUGCAUGCAAUGAGGCCAAGAGGACUCACUUGUGUAUCCAGGGACUGUAUCAGCGGGCGCUGCGGGUGCGCUCAGCAGUGCCUCACCCCAAGAUCAUGGGCGUCAUUCGAGAAUGCGGCGGAAAGAUGCACAUGAGUGAAGGUAAGCCACCGCGCAAGAAGCUGUCUUCCACGUGUUCCUGUAGGCUGAUGUUAUUUUCAGAGAACUGGGAGAGCGCACAGAGUGACUUCUUCGAGUCCUUCCGAAACUACGACGAGGCUGGCUCGCUGCAGCGGAUUCAGGUCCUGAAGUACCUUGUACUCACAACCAUGCUCAUGGGCUCGGACAUCAAUCCAUUCGACUCGCAGGAGACGAAGCCUUACAAGAACGAUCCUCGCAUUGCCGCCAUGACCGAAUUGGUCGACGCAUACCAACGCGACGACAUCCAUCAAUACGAAAACGUUCUCCAGCGUAACAAGGACCUCCUUGCAGAUCCCUUCAUCGCAGAGAACAUCGACGAGGUGACGCGAAACAUGCGCACAAAGGCUGUUGUCAAGCUCGUAGCACCCUACACACGCUUCCGACUGGACUUCAUCGCCAAGCGGCUGAACAUCUCGAUACCCGAGGUCCAGGAUAUUGUGGGCUUCCUGAUCAUGGACAAGAAGCUGCGUGGCAAGAUCAACCAGGAUGCGGGAACGGUGGAGAUCGAGAGCCGCGCCGAUCUGGAUCGUAUGCACGCGGUGGCGGACUGGACUGCGGCUAUUCGAUCAUUGGCUUCCUUUGUUCUCAACGAGGGAGAGGGGUUCAAGACUGAUGAGGGAGGUGGUGGCGCACCCGUGGGAGGCGGUAGUGGAGGCAGCGGGAGCAUGCCGAUGGCUUCUGGGUUGGGUCCCUCGACACCGGAUCUGCCUGGCCUUGAAUCGUUUACCGGGGGACGGGGCGGGAAGAAGAAACCUGCGCGGACAGGCAGAUGA
Messenger RNA from Lecanosticta acicola, 1743 nucleotides. The record is from the annotation of a GenBank genome assembly. NCBI's taxonomy places the organism in Eukaryota, Fungi, Ascomycota, Dothideomycetes, Mycosphaerellales, Mycosphaerellaceae.